Aphanomyces invadans is the source of this 2163-nucleotide messenger RNA. RefSeq lists its product as hypothetical. The record is from RefSeq and is a predicted model, not a curated record. Gene Ontology annotation, biological process: protein polyglutamylation; microtubule cytoskeleton organization. Gene Ontology annotation, molecular function: tubulin binding; tubulin-glutamic acid ligase activity. Gene Ontology annotation, cellular component: cilium. Lineage: Eukaryota; Oomycota; Saprolegniomycetes; Saprolegniales; Verrucalvaceae. The transcript is spliced from 2 exons. Bases 13 to 2106 code for a protein of 697 amino acids.
GUCGUUGCGACCAUGUCAUCGUCGUCGACAGGAGACUCGUCGGCGGCGGCACUAAACGAGAAGCCGAAGAAGCUGACAAAGCGAUCGAGCACAAGAGAGAAGAAAGUCAAGAUCAACAUGACGUUGGCCAAGUACGAAGUAAUCAAGAAAAUUGCGCGGGAUCGCGGGUGGAAGCAAAUCACUGACGAAACAGACAAGGCGGGACUCGCCAGUUGUAACUUGCACUGGAUCGAUAUCCCCGAUUUCGUCAACACGUUCAAAAGCAUGCAGCCGUAUCAAAAAGUCAACCAUUUUCCAGGGAUGUCCAACCUGGCCCGCAAGUCCAAAUUGGCCCGCAACUUUCAGCGCAUGAUGAAGCUGUUUCCAAACGAGUACGACUUUUGCCCCAAGACGUGGAUCCUUCCGUUCGACUACACGGACUUUGCCCAACAGUUCAACUCGGACGGGACGUCGAACCGCGCCUUCAUCAUCAAGCCCGACCACAGCUGCCAAGGACGAGGAGUUUUCUUGACGAAGAACUUGAAAGAAGUCAACAAGACGGACAUUUUCGUGGCGCAGCGAUACGUGGCGCACCCGCUGCUGCUCGGGGGGAAAAAGUUCGAUCUGCGCAUUUACAUCAUGAUUGCGUCGUGCGCGCCCCUGCGUGUGUAUUUAUUUCAAGACGGCCUUGUCCGCAUGUGCACCGCUGCAUAUACUCCCCCCAACGCAGAAAACAUGGAGCAAAAAUUCAUGCACUUGACCAACUACGCGAUCAACAAGCUCAGCAACAACUUUGAAAAGAACAAGGACGAAACUGCGGAUGGAGAGGGCAGCAAACGGUCGCUCAAGUGGUUCAUGUCGUGGUUGCGGGAAAAGUACGAUGACGCAGCGGUCGACUUGCUGUGGCAUCAAAUUGGCGAUAUCUGCCUCAAGUCGAUCUUGUCUGUGCAGCCGACUCUGAGCCAGGAAUACCAGAGCACGUUUGCCAAGUUCUCGCGAGGGUCGUCCAAGCAGCCCCGGGGAGACGUAAUGACAGCAACGAACGGCGACGACGACGACGCCGCCGCAACCAACCCAGGCAAAGCCUGCGCCAACUCGUCCUGCUUUGCUAUCCUUGGCAUGGACGUCCUCAUCGACGACAACCUGAAGCCGUGGUUGCUCGAAGUCAACCACCUGCCCAGCUUUGGCUGCGAUUCUCCCCUGGACUGGAAUGUCAAGGAGCGCUUGAUCAACCAAGCCCUUGACAUCAUGCAAAUCUCGGCAACCGACAAAGAGUUGUACGAUGCCGAGCACGCCAAGAACCUCCAUCGUCGACUGUAUGGCGAGCAAAUGGCAGGGGGCGGCGAAGGUGCGCAGGACGAGGGGAGCGAUCAUGGCCCUGAAACAGACACGGAUGCGACCCCUCGGGGUCAGCUGUCCAAGGAAGCGCUGACGACGACCCUGCUCAAGUUUUACAGCUUGGUCAACCCGGAAAAGCCACCGUCCGACAUUGACGCUAUCGUAGUAAAGUUCCUGGACAACCAAGACGAACUGCACAAGAGUCUGGUCGUCAAGUACGGCCGGGGGGUGUUUGAUGGUGUGGCCGUGAAGCCGACCAACAACGACACCACGGCAGUCGUGGACGAAGGCUUGGUAGAUUUUGUCCGGUUGUAUCCGCCGCCCGUCCCGACCGCCCAGAACGCCAUUUACAAAACGAUUUUGGACGCGUGCCAAAGCAACUUGGACGAGCAACUGCUGCGGCUGACCGCCCCCCUUCACCAGAAGAAGGGUGAAGACCUGAGCAAGUUGCCACCUCUCGUGAAAGGCGGCACGAAGAAAGACCUGGGCCGCGACUGCUUUGGGUUCACCGGCACAGACAAGGUGCAGCAACUCGAAGUCAAGGACAAAAAGCCGCUGCCAGUCCCUGGUCCGGCGCAAAUAGCCGCCGCGUCCCGGCUGAUGAUGGGUCACUCGAGCCAGAAACUGUCGGUACUCGUGCCGACGCGGCCAUCGUCGCAAAACUCGACGGCGAACCCAGCGAAGAAAGCUCCAGUUCAGUACGGCCUCGAGUAUCGAGAGAGGCUGGAAACCAUGAAGAACAAACCGACCAUCGCCAUGACGCAAAUCACGUUUGGCGGAUUUGGCUAAUGCCCGCGUCAAGUUUAGUAGGAUUCGUGUACAAAUGCACAUCGCUUGCUGUUCGCU